Molecule: messenger RNA, 1361 nt
Organism: Rhineura floridana
Lineage: Eukaryota; Metazoa; Chordata; Lepidosauria; Squamata; Rhineuridae
Gene: ZNF511
Product: zinc finger protein 511
Exons: 5
Coding region: 175-1053 (292 amino acids)
Source: RefSeq, a predicted model, not a curated record
GGCUGGCCUUGCGACUCACAACAGCCCCGUGAGGGAGGCCGGCCGGCGAGGCUCUGCCUCCGCUACUAACUGCCCCCCCUCCUCCUUAGCAACCGGGCCCCGGGCGACCCGGAAGCGGAAGCAGGUGCCCCCCUCGCUGAGCGGGAGAGAGAGAGGGGAGGAGGAGGAGGAUGGAUGCAGACGGCGGCGGCCCCUUCCGCUUCCGUCCGGCCCGGCUCCGCUUUCCCGCCGAACACCCCUUUUUCGAGGUCAGCAGUCCCCGGGGGAGGGGGAGGCCAUUUAGCGAAUCCGCCCGGGGGGAGGGGCGCGUGUUCUUUGGACGCCCCGCCUGGGAGUGGCCCCUCCCCCUCCGGGAGCAGAGCUGAGUUGACCCCCUCUCCUCCCCAGGACGGGGACGUGCACCGGCACCUCCAGCUCCAGGGCGCGCUGCCCGGCGCCAGCACCGAGGAGCAGCGGGAAGGCACCCCCGAGUUCUCCUGCCACGUUCCUGGGUGCAGGCAAGUUUUUGGCACCUUGGAGAGUUUCGAGCAUCACUACAACCUGCUGCACCGGAGCGUGUGUUCUUCCUGCAGGCGCUCCUUCCCUUCCGCCCAUCUGCUGGAGCUCCACGUUCUGGAGUGGCACGAUUCCCUCUUCCAGCUCAUGGCGGAGAAGCACAGCAUGUACCAGUGCCUGGUGGAGAGCUGUCUAGAGAAGUUCCAGAGCAGGAAAGACCGCAAGGAGCACUUGGUCAAAGUUCACUGCUACCCUUCUGAUUUCCGCUUUGAUCAACCCAUGAAAUUUAAAAGUACAAAGGCAAUGAGGUCUCCAUCCAGAGACAGCAUCGAACCAAUGGAUGUCAGGCCUGGGGAAGACUGCAAAGAAUCAGCUGUGGUUGCCAUGGAAGUAGGUCCCAGUGAGAGCACCAUGGAGAAUGUCCUCCAGCCUGGGGUGGAGAACACAGUGGCCUUCCCAUCGUCUGAGAAAUGGCUCUAUAGAUCCAGAAUUCCCACCACCAUUUGUUUUGGGCCGGGGGCAACACGUGGCUUCAAAGGCAGAAAAAAGAAGGCUUGAAUGCAGCAGCUCAUAUCUGGCCUAAUAGGAAGAGAGAGGUGCAGCAAGAGAAGACAGCCUCUGGCAAAGGGCUGGCCCCUUCCUUAGGUGUCAGAGGAGCUGGCGUUUGCCCUGAGCAGAAGCGGAGCUGACCCAAGCAUGGGAAGGUGUCCCUGCCUGCCUGCCUGCCACUGAGGAGCUGCCCCGGGCUCCUCCAGCUGAGAGCAUGCUCAGGCAACCCAGCAACACUCAGGACAAGAGAUGAAGGUGGAGGAUGAAAGUAGUCAAAUCUCCCAGACUUUUCUUAAUAAUAAAAUAUUCAGCAUUCA